AUGAGCUGCCCCCCCACCAGCUCUGCCCGGCUGGUCCCCGUUGCCCCGGGACGGCGCGAGAGGAGGCUGAGCCGGGCUGGCUCCGCCAAGAGCAGUGGUGGAGCCCGGUGCCAGCUCACGCUGGCCCUGGGUGAGCCGUCCCCAGCUCGUUCGAGCAGGGACCGCGUUUCACAGCCAAACGGCCACGGGAGGAGAAGGCGUACGUGGCGCGCUGCGGGGCUCUGGCUGCACCCCGGACCAGGCCAUGGGGAGGCUGAGACAAGGGAAUGCAUUUACUACAACGCCAACUGGGAGUUGGAGAAGACCAACCAGAGCGGCGUGGAGCGCUGCGAGGGGGAGAAGGACAAGCGGCUCCACUGCUAUGCCUCCUGGAGAAACAACUCAGGCUCCAUCGAACUGGUGAAGAAAGGCUGCUGGUUAGAUGACUUCAACUGUUAUGACAGGCAGGAGUGCGUAGCCACAGAAGAAAACCCUCAAGUGUUUUUCUGCUGCUGCGAGGGCAACUAUUGCAAUGAGAAAUUUACCCAUUUGCCUGAAGUCACCGGCCCAGAAGUCAUAUAUGAGCCGCCACCACCAACACCCUCCCUGCUCAACAUCUUGGUGUACUCGCUGCUCCCCAUCGCUGUCCUCUCCAUGGCCAUCCUCCUGGCCUUCUGGAUGUAUCGUCACCGCAAGCCUCCCUAUGGGCACGUCGACAUCAAUGAGGACCCUGGCCCGCCACCCCCUUCUCCCCUGGUUGGCCUAAAGCCUCUGCAGCUCUUGGAGAUCAAGGCAAGGGGACGCUUUGGCUGCGUGUGGAAGGCUCAGCUGAUGAACGACUACGUAGCAGUGAAAAUCUUCCCUAUUCAGGAUAAGCAAUCUUGGCAGAGCGAGAGGGAGAUUUUCAAUACUCCUGGCAUGAAGCAUGAAAACCUUUUGCAAUUUAUCGCAGCAGAGAAAAGAGGGACAAACCUAGAGACAGAGCUCUGGCUGAUCACAGCUUUCCACGACAAGGGCUCUCUGACGGAUUACCUGAAGGGCAAUAUUAUCAGCUGGAAUGAGCUCUGCCAUGUCGCAGAAACAAUGGCGCGUGGCUUGUCCUACCUUCAUGAAGAUGUCCCUUGGUGCAAAGGUGAAGGACACAAACCUGCUAUAGCACACAGGGACUUCAAGAGUAAAAAUGUCUUGCUGAAGAAUGACUUGACGGCAGUGCUAGCCGAUUUCGGACUAGCUGUACGGUUUGAACCUGGAAAACCUCCAGGGGAUACUCAUGGACAGGUGGGAACAAGGAGGUAUAUGGCUCCUGAAGUGUUAGAGGGAGCAAUCAACUUCCAACGAGACGCCUUCCUGAGAAUAGACAUGUAUGCAAUGGGACUGGUGUUGUGGGAGCUAGUCUCCAGAUGUAGAGCCGUUGAUGGUCCAGUGGAUGAAUACAUGCUGCCUUUCGAAGAAGAAAUAGGUCAGCACCCAUCCCUUGAGGACCUGCAAGAAGUGGUGGUUCACAAAAAGAUGCGCCCUGUGUUCAAGGAUCACUGGCUGAAACACCCCGGUUUGGCGCAGCUCUGCGUGACCAUCGAAGAGUGCUGGGACCACGAUGCGGAGGCUCGGCUCUCGGCAGGCUGUGUCGAGGAGCGCAUUGCGCAGAUCCGCAAAUCCGUAAAUGGCACUACCUCGGACUGCCUUGUCUCCAUUGUGACAUCCGUCACCAACGUGGACUUGCCGCCCAAAGAGUCUAGUAUCUAAGUCCUGGUUCACUUUUGUCUUUCCAGACUCAGUGGAUUUAAAAAAAAAGAAAAAAGUUUAAGGAAAAAAAAA
This is a messenger RNA of Phaethon lepturus (White-tailed tropicbird), 1794 nucleotides long. RefSeq names its product activin receptor type-2B. The coding region runs from base 1 to 1722 and encodes 573 amino acids. The record is from RefSeq and is a predicted model, not a curated record. The transcript has 11 exons. NCBI's taxonomy places the organism in Eukaryota, Metazoa, Chordata, Aves, Phaethontiformes, Phaethontidae. Gene Ontology annotation, biological process: cellular response to growth factor stimulus; protein phosphorylation; activin receptor signaling pathway. Gene Ontology annotation, cellular component: plasma membrane; activin receptor complex. Gene Ontology annotation, molecular function: activin binding; activin receptor activity; ATP binding.